Molecule: messenger RNA, 5078 nt
Organism: Chelonia mydas (Green sea turtle)
Lineage: Eukaryota; Metazoa; Chordata; Testudines; Cheloniidae
Gene: TAF3
Product: TATA-box binding protein associated factor 3
Exons: 7
Coding region: 228-3002 (924 amino acids)
Cellular component (GO): transcription factor TFIID complex
Molecular function (GO): protein heterodimerization activity
Source: RefSeq, a predicted model, not a curated record
GCCCCGCUGGAGGCCGGAGCAAUCGAUAGACCGCCCGCCCCAUCGACGCGCUCGGCGCUGGAGCGGCGCGGUCUGGGCCCGGCCGGCUGGGACUCGGCGCGACCCCAAGAUGGCGGCGUUGGCGGCUGCGGGCGCCAUGGCCUGCGCGUGAGCCUCCCCCCCCAUCCCCCGCCCCCACCCCCGGGCCAUGGCGGGCUCCGGGCCCAGGCCGCGCUGAGCCGGCCGGGAUGUGCGAGAGCUACUCGCGGUGUCUGCUGCGGGUGUCGGUGGCUCAGGUCUGCCAGGCGCUGGGCUGGGACUCGGUGCAAAUCUCGGCCUGCGACCUCCUCACCGACGUGCUGCAGCGCUACCUGCAGGGGCUGGGCCGGGGCUGCCACCGCUACUGCGAGCUCUAUGGCCGUACAGAUCCAAUUUUGGAUGAUGUAAGUGAAGCCUUCACACUUAUGGGGGUUAACCUGCAUGAGCUGGAAGAUUACAUACACAAUAUUGAACCUGUCACUUUCCCACAUCAAAUCCCUUCAUUUCCUGUCAGCAAGAACAAUGUCCUACAGUUUCCCCAGCCUGGAAGCAAAGAUGCAGAAGAGAGGAAAGAGUACAUUCCUGAUUACAUGCCACCUAUUGUCUCAUCUCAAGAAGAGGAGGAAGAGGAACAGGUACCCACUGAUGGAGGUACAUCAGCAGAAGCCAUGCAGGUUCCCUUGGAAGAGGAAGGAGAGAUGGAAGAGGAUGAGGCAGUUAAUGAUGAAAACUUCUUGAGCAAGAGACCCUUAGAAAGUCCUGAAGCUGAGGAAAUGCCUGCUAUGAAACGACCAAAACUAGCUAUCACUAAAGGGGACACCAUUGAAGGAGCAUUGGAACCACGUGAACCUCUCAGUUCAAUAAACACUCAAAAGGUGCCACCAAUGCUUUCUCCAGUUCAUGUUCAAGAUAGUACAGAUUUACCCCCUCCUUCACCAGAACCACCAAUGUUGGCUCCCAUUGCAAAAUCACAGAUGCCAGCUCCUAAAACAUUAGAAUCAAAACCAUUUGCACCUAAAACAAAGGCCAAAACUGGUUCUCCAGGACAGAAGACUAAACUGCCUAAAGCUACUCCAGUGCCAGUAGUUAUUGGAAGUCCCAUACGUUCACCAAAAACUGGAUCCAAAGAGAAAAAAUCACCAGGUCGUGCCAAAAGUCCAAAAAGUCCUAAAAGUCCAAAGGUUCCAGCUCACGUUUCCCAAGUGGCAGUCAAGCCUGAAACCCCAAGUAGGACCCCAUUGGCUGCAUUAAGUGAAAAGAUGGGAAAAGAGAACAUCCAAGUAAAACAAGGGCAAACACCACCUGAGCCUGGGAAACAAAAUAGUGAAAAUCCAUCUAAGAAAGUGGCAGUGAUGGACAAGACCAUUGAUGAUUCAAUUGAUGCUGUGAUUGCCCGUGCAUGUGCAGAACGAGAACCUGAUCCGUUUGAGUUUUCCUCUGGUUCAGAAUCAGAGGGGGAAAUUUUUACCAGCCCUAAAAGACUUUCUGUUUCAGAGACUCCAACUCCUAAAGCUUCUAUUUCUGCUAACAGUCUAAAUAAGGUAGGAGCCAUCCCACUGCCACCCUCAGGUGGGACUUCAAGCUCAGACAUUUCAUGGACAAUGGAUGACUCAAUUGAUGAGGUCAUUCGAAAAGCAAAGAUGGGGUCACCUUCUAAUCCGCCUCCAAACUUUCCUUAUUUCUCCUCUCCUUCUGCUUCACCACCAACACCGGAACCUCUGCUCAAAGUCUAUGAGGAGAAAACCAAGCUGACUUCAUCAGUAGAAGUGAAAAAGAAGCUGAAAAAAGAGCUGAAGACAAAAAUGAAAAAGAAAGAAAAACAAAAAGACAAAGAGAAAAAUAAAGAGAAAAGCAAAGAUAAGGAUAAAAACAAGGAGAAGGAUAAAGACACAGGAACCAAGGAAGCAAAGUUUCAAUGGAAAGACCUACUCAAAGAUGAUGACCUCGAUCCCUAUAAGUUCAAAAUGAAGGACUUUGAUGAUGUCGAUACAAAAAUGAAGUUGAAAGAUGGCAAUACCAAAAAAGAGAGAGAGAAGCAUAAAGAUAAGAAGAAAGAUAAAGAAAAAGGAAAGAAAGAUAAAGAUAAGAAAGACAAAGAGAAAAUUAAAGAUAAAGGUAAGGAAGAUAAGAUAAAGGGUCCCUCGGCACCUCUUGUGUUGCCUCCCAAAGAAAUGCCUUUGCCUUUGUUUAGCACCCAUACCGCCAUGAGACUUCCUACCAUGUUGACUUCCUUGUCCACAAUACUUCCCGAAAAACUGUUUGAGGAAAAAGAAAAACCUAAAGAGAAGAAGAAAGACAAAAAAGAGAAGAAGAAAAAGAAGGAAAGGGAGAAGGACAAAGAAAAGGAAAAGAAGGAGAAGGAAAAGGAGAGAAAGGAGAAAGAAAAGAAAGACAGAGAAAAAGAAAAACACAAACAUGACAAAAUAAAAGUGGAACCCGUUGUUCCAGCUCCAUCACCAGUUAUUCCCAGGCUGACGCUGAGAGUGGGUGCUGGCCAAGACAAGAUAGUCAUCAGCAAAGUGGUGUCAGCCCCAGAGGCUAAACCAUCUACUCCUGUAAGUCGGCCCAAAACACCACCACCUGUGCCAUCCCCAGUACCAGCUCCUGUCCUGGUGACCCCUCCUCCUGCUCCAGCUCCUCCUCCUCCACAAGCUACCAUCUCGCCUGCUCUAAUUCCACCAUCUUCUCCUGCGGUCUCUGCGGCAGGAGGCUCCAAAGCGCCAGUCAGAAGUGUGGUGACAGAGACUGUCAGUACCUACGUGAUCCGAGAUGAAUGGGGUAACCAGAUCUGGAUCUGUCCUGGUUGCAACAAAGCUGAUGAUGGCAGUCCAAUGAUAGGCUGUGAUGACUGUGAUGAUUGGUAUCACUGGCUUUGUGUUGGAAUUACGGCUGCACCCCCAGAAGAAAUGCAAUGGUUCUGUUCUAAGUGUGCCAGCAAAAAGAAAGAUAAAAAACAUAAGAAGCGGAAGCACAGAGCCCACUGAAGUCUUCGCGGUGGAUUUAAGUCGUACAGUCACUUCAGCACUUCUGCCCUGACUCCGUGGCAGACGGCUCCGUUGUGCUUCUGCCUCAUCAUCCGUCAUCAGGUUUUAUGGAUUGACUCCUGAAUGAAUCAGGAACAAAAAUACACUGUCCAUUCUGGACUGUUGUUUUUUCCAAACUAUGUGGGCCCCAGUGGUUUAGAUUUUAGUAUGUUCUGUCACUGGCUUUCACUUACUGAAGGAAACUCACAUAGAGUGAUACCGAGGGUUAAAUAGUUAACGAUACAGCUCCUGCUCUUGCAGAUCGGCAGCAACAGUGACAAAUGUUGUAAAUAAAGAUAUCUCCUCUGUCCUUUUUGAUUUGUUUUUAUUCUCUCCUGAGCCUUUGCAUUAAGGUGUUAAAAGAGAGGACAAACAUGUAAAUUGCAGUAACUGUAAUCUAAGGAGACCUACUGGAAUGAUUUCUGUAGUCAGAAUACAGUUUUCAAAGCUCUAUCCCUGCAUAGCCAGAUAAGCAUAACAUGAAAAUAAAAAAAGUGGGCUGGUAAAUAUUUUUGUGAUAAGAAUAUAUGAAGCUUUUUUCCUUGAUUUUUAGUACUAACAUAAAAUAAACAUGUUCAAGCUUUUGUGAAAUAUCUUCUAUUUUUUAAAAGAAAGUUUCUAUUGUGUCAGGGGUUUUUUUUUUCUUCCAUGUGAAUUGUUUUCAGUGGACCUGUAAUAUAUUUUAUACUUUUUGUUUUUAGUUAUUGUCAGUGUACCUUUUCAUUGCUUGUAUAUUUCAUCAGCGUGUAAAAACACUUCUCAUUAAAAGAUGUUCUCUCGUGUAAAUACCUGAUAUUUAUAAAGUUUGGGUUUUUGUUUUUGUUUUUUUAAGGUUUAUCAGUUUGGGGUUUUUUGAGUGUCUAAUCCUAGCAGGUAUGAAAAUUCUAUUUGAUUUAUGGCCAUUACUGUGGCUUCAAAGGAUUGUGAUAGACCCACCCCAAAAGGAGCUUUCCAGGUGGCCCACUAAUGAAACCAACCAACAUUCUGCUUAAGGCCCUGAUUAAGGAAGGUACUUAAGGAUACGUGUAACUCUAUGGCCUGGUCUACACUGUGGGGGUGGGGGUGGGGGGUGAAUCGACUUAAGAUACGCAACUUCAGCUACGAGAAUAGCAUAGCUGAAGUCGACAUAUCUUAGGUCGACUUUCCUCACGGCACGGGGUCGACUGCCGCCGCUGCCCCGUUGACUCCGCUUCCGUCUUUCGCCGUGGUGGAGUACAGGAAUCGACGGCAGAGCGAUCGGGGUAGUGUAGACGUACCCUAAGAAGGGAGUAAUCCCAAUGCAUGGAAUGGGACUGUUCUUAUGCAUAGUGAGACAGGUACUGAAGUGCCUUUCUCAAUCUGGACCUAAGGCAAUGGGCUCUAGCAGUUUUAAUGGUAACAACUGAGUUUUAAUUUGUAGCUGGAGCUGAUCCUUUUAUUUGCAAGUGUUUGUGUGUUUGUCAAAAUGAUUGCGCUUGCAUUUAGAAAAAGGAAGUGUCGUUCGUAUUCCAUAAAGACUAGAAAGCGUACUAUGCCAUUUUGUGUUUGUUGUGAUGUUUUCUUUUAGUGUAUCUUUUAAUCAGUAUUACCUUGCAAAGACAAAUAAAGUAUGCUAUGGAAAUGUAUGUUUUAUUCUCCAUUUUAAACAAAGGAAUAAUUCUCUAGAAUGCCACAAAAAUGUGACAGUAUUAGAUAUUUUAGUACAGUGUGUCUGAGAGGUAAAUCAAGUAUAUAGCAUUAGAUUUUAAGUAUCAUGCCUUAUGUUUCAAAAGCUAUAGGGUAAAUCCAGCCUUCAUUAUUUAAUUUUGGGGUGCUCCUACUUUGAACUGUACAGUAAUAAGCAUCUUGAGUUUUAGAAUGCAAACAUUUAACCUGUUGCACAGAUAUUACGAAUUACUUUUUUAAAAUGCUAUCUAAAUUGAUAUUAAUGAGAAUGAAUUAGUCAUGUUUUUUAACACAUCUUGUCUAGUUAAAGAAAUUAGGUUUUCCUGAUAUGACUGUUAAAUUGCAAAUCAGUGGAGAUAUGGAUGAAAUUGGUUUAUUAAAAGUGCACUGUUA